This is a messenger RNA of Pyrgilauda ruficollis (rufous-necked snowfinch), 2429 nucleotides long. RefSeq names its product olfactomedin like 2B (gene OLFML2B). The record is from RefSeq and is a predicted model, not a curated record. NCBI's taxonomy places the organism in Eukaryota, Metazoa, Chordata, Aves, Passeriformes, Passeridae. The transcript is spliced from 8 exons. The coding region runs from base 223 to 2322 and encodes 699 amino acids. Gene Ontology annotation, biological process: signal transduction.
ACUCCUGGCUGGGAGCCUUUCUUGGAACACGCUGCUUGCGUGACCCCAGCGUGGGCAGUGCGACUGAGAGCCGCGGUGUGCCGUGCCACGCCAUCGGGACCACUUCCCUGCCACACAAAGGAUGGAGGGUGAGAGCCAGGCUGUUCCUGGAGGUGGAAAAGGAGCCAGGCAGGCCGUAAGGACGGCUCUCCAUCUGCCCCAGCUCCCUGGCACACGGCAGGGAUGGGAUGCUCAGGUUCGCCGGGUGCCGACCGGCAGCACAGGCCCUUUGGAGAGCUGCUAGGUGACUACGACAAGGUGAAGGCGGUGUCCGAAGGCUCCGACUGCCGCUGCAAAUGCCUGGUCAGACCCCUGGGCCGUGGCGCCUGCCAGAGGAUUAACGAGGGUGCCUUCAGAGCGGAGGAUUUUUACACGGUGGAAACCAUCACGUCAGGACCCAGCUGCAAGUGUGCGUGCGUUGCCCCCCCCUCAGCUCUCAACCCUUGCGAGGGCGACUUCAGGCUGAAAAAGCUGCGGGAGGCAGAAAGCAGCGACCUGAAGCUCUCCUCCAUCGUUGAGAUGCUGGAAAGUGCCUUUUAUGGCUUAGACCUACUGAAGCUGCACUCAGUCACGACCAAGCUGGUGGGUCGGGUGGAGAAGCUCGAGGAGGGCAUGUCCAGGAACUUCACGCAGGAAGGCCAGCGGGCAGGAGCCAGCGGGGAGGAGGUUCUGCAGGAUCCCCCAGACAGGGAAAACUGCUCUAGGCUCCUCACCAACAGCCUGGCCGACAUCGAGAGCUCUCUGCAGCGGGACGCCGAGGCUGCCUACGCUCACUCAGAGGGAAGAUAUGAAGAAAGAUUCCUGAAGGAUGAAACCAUCUCCCAGCAGAUCAACUCUGUGGAAUCCCUCCCAGAGCUGCACCUCUCUCUGGAGGACAAGAAGCCUGAGCAGCUCUUGCAGAGGAAGCUGCGGGUGAGGAGCCGGCCUCCUUCCAAGCCCACUAUUGUCCGAGGGGUCACCUACUACAAAGCCCAGUCCACCGAGUCAGAGAAUGACAUCGAGGAGCAACGUGAGUUGGCGGACGAGCUGUUCAGCGGGGACAACACGGUGGACCUGCUGAUAGAGGACCAGCUUCUGAGGCCCAGCAGCAGGGCAGGCGAGCCCAUGAGAAAGCCCUCCCCAGUGGGGUGGCCGCCCACCCCUGGCAUAGCUCCCACCACCCUGCCAGCUGCUGGCACUGCUGCGGCAUCCAUGGUGCCGCUGUCCCCUGCCAUGCCAGACCCCACCGCCGUGAGCUUGCUGAUGCCCACCCCGGAGUCCGUGACUGCCCCGGCAGGGCUGGCAGAGGAGGGGACCCCACAGCUACCGGCAGGCAUGGCCAGCACGGUGGUGGCCACAGCCACAGAGAACUUGCUCGUGGCCACCCCCGCUGGAGGCUGGAGUGACAUGGAGCACAGCCCAGGAGCUUGGGUCCAGGCAAACACCCCUGCAACGCCGGUCAGCCCGGCCAUCCCUGCCACCCCAAAGGAGGGCCUGGAGGAGGAGGACAUCAGGAACAUCAUUGGGCGCUGCAAAGACACGCUGUCCACCAUCUCGGGGCCCACCACCCAGAACACCUACGGGCGUAACGAGGGAGCCUGGAUGAAGGACCCCCUGGCCCAGGAGGAGCGGAUCUAUGUCACCAAUUACUACUAUGGAAACACCCUGGUGGAGUUCAGGAACCUUGACAAUUUCAAGCAAGGUCGCUGGAGCAACUCCUACAAGCUCCCGUACAGCUGGAUUGGGACAGGGCACGUUGUCUACAACGGUUCCUUCUACUAUAACCGGGCCUUCACGCGCAACAUCAUCAAGUACGACCUGAAGCAGCGCUACGUGGCCGCCUGGGCCAUGCUGCACGACGUGGCCUACGAGGAGUCCACCCCGUGGCGGUGGCGAGGCCACUCCGACGUGGACUUUGCCGUGGACGAGAACGGCCUGUGGAUCAUCUACCCAGCCAUCAGCUAUGAGGGCUUCAACCAGGAGGUGAUCGUGCUGAGCAAGCUGAACGCGGCCGACCUCAGCACUCAGAAGGAGACCACGUGGCGGACGGGGCUGCGCAAGAACUUCUACGGGAACUGUUUUGUCAUCUGUGGGGUCCUGUAUGCGGUCGACAGCUACAACAAGAGGAAUGCCAACAUCUCCUAUGCCUUUGACACGCACACCAACACGCAGAUCAUCCCCAGGCUGCUCUUUGAGAACGAGUACGCCUACACCACGCAGAUAGACUAUAACCCCAAGGACCGCCUGCUCUACGCCUGGGACAAUGGCCACCAAGUCACCUACCACGUCAUCUUUGCCUACUGAGACCCCCCACCACAGUGGGGCACUGCAAGCCAGGGGCCACCAGCACCUUUUAUUAUUAUUUUAAUUGUUAUUAUUGUUAUUUUGUACAAAUUGAAGAGUGAAUGAUG